Molecule: messenger RNA, 10272 nt
Organism: Pelobates cultripes (western spadefoot toad)
Lineage: Eukaryota; Metazoa; Chordata; Amphibia; Anura; Pelobatidae
Source: the annotation of a GenBank genome assembly
GUCAGUGUGUGGCAGAGAGAGAUUGGGUGUGUAGGAGAGCUAGACAGAGACAGAGAGAGAGAGAUUGCCAGGGAGAAUGUGAAUGUGGGACAGAGAGUGUGUGUUCUAUCUAUCACAGCAUCUCCCAGUGCUUUCAGUUCCCCACUUCCUGUUUCUCUGUGUAUCAUGUGACCUGGGUAGCACAUGGUUCCUGUGACCUCACAGCUCCUAUAGCUGGAGGAGAACUAGCUGUUUCCUUGAUAACUUUGUUAGUAUUUAUUUUACUAGAGAUUGCUAUUAGUAAUAUGAGAAAGAUGGAUGUCGUGUGUCAGCAGCUGGUGCUCAGCAAGUCCUUACUGACUCUAUGUGAUAGUGGCUACCGCAUGGCCACCAGGAGCCUUUCUUCAGUCAGAGCCAGAAACCCAUUGCCAUGGUAAGUUACCAUUCCAUGUCAGGAACUCAUACUUCAUGUCUGAAUAGUGUAAUAGGGAGUGAGCUAGCUGCCAAAACCAUGGGGGUAGACGGAUGCCCGUUUGGAUCCCAUAAAACAUAUGAUAUCUGCUCUGUGUCAAUGCAAAGUCAUUUAAGAAAUUACCUUUUUUUUUUUUUUGGUAAUUGUUGCUGAAAUUUAAAACACUUGAUGCUGUCAUAGGGAACAAAAUACGUUAAAAUAAGAAAUUAAAUUUUUUUAAUCAAAAUUAUUUGUUUAAGAACUCACACUGUCUAAAUACUCUGUCCCUACAAUAUAUUAAGAAAUUACACUAAAGUAUGGAAAGUAAAUAUUGCUAUAUGAUGAGGAAGUAAAUAAGGGAAAACAAAUGUGUAUUCCCAAGGCUAUAGAUCCCCGGUGGCUGUUUAGGUGACCGACACCCACCUGCAGGGAGAAAAAAUCCAACCCCAAAGAAAUGAAGUUGCUAUGGUGCCCAAAGGUCCCUGGCACUUUCUUACCUGAAGGGGUUAAACCGUUAUCGAAGCUGGAGAGCAACGUUUGGGGUUAAACCAUUAUACGGUUUAGCCCCAAACAUUGAUCUCCAGUGCCAUAUCUCUCUUUUCCCAGCGACAUACAGCUUCUUCGUUUGAGCUUUAGGAAGUGUGGAGUUCUGCUGGGCACGGGUGCCACUUAUUUGCUAAGCCAAUCAGUAGCUUUCCAUUCAUAACAAAGGUACGUGCCAGAGUUAGGAAGAAUACAGUUAUGGGAAACAUACAGAAAAUGUGGGUAAAAAAAAAAGAAAAUAAUAAAUAAUUUAACCCCUUAAGGCCAAACUUAAUUUUUUUAGUUUUCACUUAAAGGGACACUAUAGUCACCAGAACAAUGACAACUUAAUGUAGUUGUUCUGGUGUGUAUAGUGUGUCCCUGCAGGCAUUUUAAUGUAAGUACUGCCUUGUCAUAUAAAGGCAGUGUUUACAUUAUAGCCUAAGGACACGUCCAGUGGUAGUCACUCAGAGGACACUAGAUGUGCUUCCUGGGUCAAUGCUGCACAAUGUGCAGCACUGACGUUCAGCAUCUCCACACCCUGCAUGGAGGGGCUGAACGUUCCUUUAUUAAUUCAAUGCAUCUUUAUGAUGAGAUGCUGAUUGGCGCAGCAUGGCUUUUUGCCACGCAUGCGCAAAAGCACACCUUUUAAUUUGCUGACAGGGGGGACAGCAAUCUAAAUAUCGGUAUUAGAACUAUAGUACUAUUCCUGACACUAUAGUGUUCCUUUUAUCCUAACCCAUCCCCUAAUUUUAUGACUAACCCUAAUUUUAACCUUAAUCAUAAUCUCUAUCCUAACCCUACAAAUAGUGUUAGAACUAUUCUCUCUGCUGAUUUCAAUCCUAAAAUUAUUGCUAAACCCACCUUAAAUGUAAACUUAAUUAUACACGGAAAACUAAACCUAAUAUUUAUUCUAAACCUAAUGUUAAUCCCUAAUUUAAUCCUAAUCCCUAAAUUUUCCCUCUGCCAAUAUCAGUAAUUAUAUUAGCAAAUGGGAUUUUGAGCAAAAACAGAGUGGUAUGUUGCUGACAUCUACUGGCUAUUUUCAGUAUGGCAGCUUUAUAUCUUUAACAUUGAAUAUAGCAUGCCAAAUGCAUUUUGAUCGGUGUUGGGCAAUUGAGAAAGUGCAAACACUGAUCAAAAAUGCCACUGGGCCCAGACCCAGGGUGUCUUCCAAUCAUCACAUCCAAUGAGAGAGUCACUGUGGCUGAGCUUGAUUAUUUUUAAAGGACUAUGUGCAGUGCUGCCUUUCAACAUUGCAUGCAACUCAUCAAAAACUCUGAGACCACUAAAAAUGGCCCCAGCUGACAGAGGGGAGUCUCGGGUAUCAAUGAUUCCUGGUUUUCCUGAUGUGAGCAUGGAUUUUACCCUGCUCAUACUGCAUUGAUGUCUAUAGGGAUUUAAAUCCCCAUUGAAAGAUCUGCAUGCCGAUCUCAAUUGACCUCUGAAUGCAGGUCACCUGUCAGUUUGAAGCAGCAUUUGUUUCAGCUCCUGUCAUUAACAUGGUGACAGGUGGCACUCAGGAGUGUAACUUCCACUGAUGUUUGGUAGGCCAUACACUGUGGAGAACAAGUGCACAGAUUAUGUUAUAUCUCAAAUGUAAACACUUUAUUAUUAUUAUUAAUUGUAAUAAUCCCUGUUUACCUUGUUACUUCAGGUAUCGAACAAGGUUGGAUAUAAAGAACGGAGACAGGAAGCCUCGCUUUACCCCACAGGACAGUAAAGUCAGCAUUUUGAGGAACCCUGGAGUUGUCAAUGUUACAAAUCAGACAAGGGAGAAACUUUGUGAACUUGUUGCUCAAAAUGUUGUUUACUCGAAAGGUAGGCUGUCACACAUGGGAAGGUUAUUCUUUUCAGGAAAAAAUAUAAUUUUUGCAUCUAUAUACACAUGGAAAACGACAGUUGGUGAAUUGUUCCUAGAUCAGCGAUACCAAACCCAGGCUUUAAGGCACACCAACAUUCCAGAAUUUAGAUAUUUCCCAGAACCUGGACAUUGGGGUUCAUUGAGGACUUAAUUAACAUUGCUCUGGUAAUGGUAAAAUCUCCGUGAGGAAAGCAUUGAAAGAAGUGGUCUGGGUGACUUUAGUGGUCCUUUGAAACUCUUCAAGCAACCUUUUCUGUCCUUUUCCUUUAAAGACCUGUAAAGAAAGACAUUCAGAGCUAAGAAUGUUUGCAUUAUUUUUUGACACAUUAAUAUUUAUUGUAUUCUGUCUUUCAGGUCCUCUUGUGGCUGUGAACAAACCGCAAGGAUUGUCUGUUUCAGGUAUGAAUAGUUACAAUGUGUGGCCAACAGGUCUAGUCAUAAAUCCAGAUUAAACUUCUCGCUCCCAUACACCACAAAUGGUUUCUGUACCCUUAUUUUCAUAUUGGUGUAUGUUUUGUAAACUGUUAUAUCCAACCUAUUGAGAAAGAGAGAGAGAGUAAAUGACAUGAAAGAAAACAUGAAUGUGUUCUCUCAGUGAGCAUGAAUAAAUGCAUAAUUCUGAUUAAUUUUCAUAAGAAAAAAAAUGUGUCAUAUAUGAUGUUUCUUACAAAAAUGCCAUACAGUGUAUGGCUUUCUCUAGGUGAACCCAUGCAAUAUCUACAGAAUGGCCAUUGCUACAUUUAUUUAAGAAAAAAUAAUACUUUGCAUUUUGUCUACCACUUAAAGGAGCACUCUGGACCCCAAAAGCACUUUAGCUAGAUGAAAUGCUUUAUAUGUGAAGAAUGUGUCCUAUUUUUUUCAUUUUGCAAAAAUUGUAGAUUUAAAAAAAAAAAAAGUACUUUUAUUAAUUAACCUGGUUACACUGCCCCUUGCUAUCAGUCAGAUAACUGGUGCUGUCACUUAAAAAAUAAUUUUAUUAGCUCAAUGGAGCUAAACUUAAAAGGGAGCAAUUGCCCAGAGCACCUGCCUAUCAGAGAUUUCUUAUUCAACUGCUUUAGGAAGUCUGUGAUUGGACAGCCACAGAAAGUGUGGAUGGGGUUAGAAGAAGAGGUCUUCAAAAUAGUAGAGAAUUAAGCAAUGAGACUGCAUGGGGCUUGAUCUAUACACCAAAAACACUUCAUUAAACCAAAGUUGUAUUGGUGCUUAGUACCUGUCUAGGAGAACUAUAACACCAUGUUUACCUAUUCAUAUUUUCAGGAAUUCCAGAAGAGGUUUCACUGUCAUCGCUACUUCCGGAGCUUCAGCAGCAUUUGGGAAUCCGUUCUGCUACACCACUACACGUGGUGAAAGCUGCCCCAAAGUAUGAAUAUAUUCGUUUCCUGCUAUUUCUUAGCUCUGCAGCACUGAUUAUUGGAAGGGAUGUGCACAUUAAAGGGGAAUUAUGCUAUACUUUAAUUUCAUUGAUACCAAUUUAUAAAUGUGUUCUAACAUAUGUUUUUGCAUAUAAAAUGUGAUAUUUUAUUAUUAUUUUUAUACAUGCUUUUUUUCCAUGUAAAAAGUAACUCAUCUUGGCUCUUUCAGUUUGGUAAAACGAUCAUGCCCUUAUGUUGCUGCACUGUAUUAAUUAGUGGUAAAUAAUGAAAUACUCAAGCAGUAAAUCCCCUGUCCACCAAUUUGAGUAGUUUUAUUCUAUGGGGAAAUGAGUCGCAAAGUACUUUGUGUAGGAGUACUAUUCACAUUUAAGAACAGUUUCCAAUUGUGAGGUCCAGGUCACAAAAUAAGGUGGGUGCAUUACUCAGUUCUAACAUUGUUCACCCUUCUCCUCCUUGGCAGUGUGUAUUACAGACAAGCUGCCACUGCCUGGCAUCUGAAGCAAAUAACAAAUGUCUCAGAGAAGCUUGGGAAAAUUAUGCAUGUGGUACAUUUCACCCAAAGUGUAGCAAAGAGGAAAAUGUGUUUCCAUUUCCCUCUAGCACUUGUCUCUCCCAUGUAACUGAUUUGAAAGUGAGGUGAGUAAAAGACGCUGUCACCAAAAAAAGGUGCCAAUUCCUCUUUUAAAUGUGAUAUGUAUUUACUUUUAUAAAGAGUUCUAGUACUAGGUUUCUACAUGUGCCUCUUUCUAUUGCUUGUCCCUCUGUUGUGGUAGUGGUUUGUCUUCCAGAUACCGGAAAUUACUGGUACGCCACAUUCUACCUUGCCCUUAUUGUGUGGAAAACAGAAGUCCAUGCUUGUCACCAAUAUCCACAAAUUUCUGUAAAACCUUUCAAGGGAAGGAAAGAUUUUGGAGAAAAUCUGCACGUGUAACAGUUUUGUUUCUCUGUACAUAGGGAAAGUUCUGGAUUGGUCCUUCUUUCUUCAUGCCACACCACUUCAAAGCACAUCGAGGAAUUCUAUGCAAAGUGUCGCAAGUCACAGACACCAGUGGUAACUUUUUGGUGAGUUUGUAUACAUAUUUGUAGCCUAUACACAUAACCUUAGUGUAACCUGUUAGUAAUUACUAAAUAACAUUCUAAUUAGCUAUUGGUAUAUAACAUUGUAGUCUGUACAUUUUGAACUCUAUCCAUCUAUAUAUGUAUAAACUCCUGCUACAGGUUAUGUUCAGACAACUGACAAGACGAAUGAGAUGUUAAAGUCAGGGAGCAGAAGAAAGCCAAGAGCAAAUAAUAUACUUUUACGUAUCUGCCAGCAUGCAAAGUAUAUAAAGUAAUUAAAAUAUUCAUAGUAUUGACACAAAACUGUUCUAGAUAGAAGACCGAGCUCAGAAUGGAUAUGCAAAAGUCAAUAAUGAAAUUAAUUGGAUUGUAGUUUUAUCUUCUGUAAUUUGUUUGGACUGUGUGUGUGUGUAUAUGUAUAUAUGUAUGUAUGUGUAUAUAUAUAUAUAGCAACAUUACACCUUCAGAAUUUUUACUACCCUGAUCUACCAGGUCAUUCCCGACACCAAUUUCCUUUUCUGUUUUCCAGUGCUGUCACUGUGGGCAUUCCCAGCCCAAUAGAGGGAGAUGUCAAUGUGGCAUUGACAAUUGAACAAAUUGGAGAACAUAAACUGGUAUGAAGAAGAAAAAAUUAACAAAGUUCUGAUUUAGAUAUGUCAUUAUGUUGCAGAGUAAUUACCUAAUCCUAGGUGGAACUGAUAGCAACUGAUCCUAUGUGGUUAUGGGUUAAGAUGGUCUGUGGAGAGAGGGGUGUCAGGAUAACUAACCCAUUCCUACACUUGUCCAAUAAGGACAUAUGGUUUGGACAUCCUUUUAGUGGUGGCUAACGCUAGCCUAUUUUAAACUUGGGAGAGUAACAUAUUUCAUUGUGAACUAUUGAGAUUAUUGAAUUGAGUUGCACUGUGUACCAACAUGUAUCAUUUGUACCAACAGGUUGUGCCUGUUACACAUCCAACCAAAGGGAGUCUGGAAAGAAGGGAGGUGAAGAAUACAGAAACCCAUUAUAAAGUUCUUGAUUCGGCAGACAGCUGUGCCUUGGUACAACUGCAGCCCAUGUCUGGUACGUGUCUCUGCCACUUGGACCUGACACCCAGGGGAUAUUUUUUGUUCUAGCUGUGUGUGUGCUGAAAUACAUAUCAAUGCUACCCUAUGUAUUCUUGUACAAGCAGAGAUGUGUGGUUAUCUUCAAUCUUAUAAUUUGAUGAAGUUGGAAACAUGCCCCAAUUAGACUUGUCACAGAAAAAAAAAUUAUAGGCACUGUCUAAGUAGCGAUGUGCUAAAAAAGUACUUACCUAUUCACAACUGAUUGGAAAAUAGGGAAAUAUGUUUAAAGAGACACUCUAGGCUCCUGUCCAAUGGUGAUGUCUAUAAAAAAUGCCUGCUGAAAGUUGUCCAUGCCAAACAAAAUCUCUAUUUAAUGAUACCACUGCCAUCCCUGCUUGGGUCUCUUACUGCAAACAGACUUGAGAGAAACAGACCAGCGAUUUGAUUAGCUCUCUCAGUUCCACGUUGCCCUGCUUGAAUUGCUCAAUGUAAAUGUCCAUACCGGGGGUGUAACACUCCUGUGAAGGUAGACUAACCAAACUCUACAUUUAUUGACAAUUUUGUCAGAAUGAUGCUCUGAUUAAAUAUACAUAUCUGAAAGUGGACUUGUAAUCAAUACAUUUUUAUGCUUUAAUGAGUUGAGUAAGCACCCUUCAUGUGGCCCUCGUGGACAUCACCAUCUGCUUCAGGCAGGUACUGGCGCUUCAAUGACAGGACUCGACUUCACUGCUGUACUCAUGCACAAGAGUACAUUAUUGAGGUCUUUGGAGGAUCCCUUCAUAGACAGAGCCAAUUUCAUGCAGCCAUCACUGGUAAAAGCUGUAGCUCUGCCCAGAGUCUGAGAAAAGUCAGGUAGAGGAAAUAUACAAAGACAAAGUCGUUCCUGCUUCGUCUCUGUAUAUCUAUUGACUGGGUUGGAAUUCCAGUGAAUUUCCAUUACAGUCAGAAUGAGUAUUUCAUAAAAAUUCUAUCUUUAUGCAAAACAAAUUAUUUUUUUCAGGAGGGAGGGGAUGUGACAGUGCCGCUUUAAGCUGCAAUGCCUUUCAUGCCAGAGCAACUAACAAACCACACUUUAAAAAAAAAAUGUGUUUAUUAACAACAAGUAAACACUAUAAUUGGUUGAACACAGUGAUGGAAAAUAAAACAACUUUUACAUAGUAUUCCAUCACAGCAGUGAAGCCUUUAAUUAUAGCCCUUUGGAUCUGAUAAAGAGGUGGUGCAAAUGAUUCAUGUGUUGUAUUGUAUAUUUUUCUGAGCACCACGCUGACAACAAGCUGUUCUGCAAAGAUUAUACAAUAGUGUAUUUAGUACAAAACAUUGUCUACUGACCGUCAGCAUUCCAGGUGUUUCCGAGUAUUUCACUAUGCUCAGCCAGUAGAAUGUAUGGCUAACUGUUCUGAAAUCUAUAGUAUACAACAGCUGGAGUACUGACUCUUGGAUUGCUGGAAGGACCUUGUUUUCAUUUCCAUACAAUCUCCUUUCUAUGCAGUUUUCCAAUCACAGCUGUUGGUCCACAUGACGUGGAAGUUGUGCAAGGUUCUCGGUGACCACACGUACUCUGCACGAGUUGGAAAAGUUCUGGGAGAGCCUAUUUAUGUACCUGUUGACAUUGCUGUUCCUCAGACGCAGGUAACUCUUAAUCUAGUGUUUUGCUCACCCUCUCUGCAUGUGGAGCCACAUGUUCACCAUCUACUUAGUGCCAACCAUUCAGCAACAGUAUUUACCAACUCGUUGUUUAAAGUAGAUGUUUGUUGGAUAGAAACAGACAUUUUCUAAAAUGGCUCAACUGCAGUACUACUAGAUCUGAAUGUUGCGUCUAAUCAGGGAUUCUUCGGCAAGUCAAACCCAUCAUUGACGCAGUAAUUAUUAAUUUUUUUAUUGUCCAUAUGAGCGUGAGCUUAUAAAUCAUUUCAGUGGACUCUAUACUCAUGUUUUAUACAAUUGUUUUGGAUUAUUGGUUGAGCUAAGUCAAUCAACACAUAUUGGGGCAGGCUAGCUCAUCGCUCGCCACCUUAAGUUAGACGGGUACACAUUGAACAUCAUGCUAUCACCAAGCCGUGACUAGUUUUCUCUAUUGUCACAUACUGAUAUUCUCGUGCCAGAUCCAGGACACUUGGGAGGUAUAUGAAAGCCAUGUUAACAUUCACUAAUUAUGGCUGGAUAUAAAGCAGGUCUGAAAACUAAAUUGGCAUCUUUUAAAACCAUUAAUUAAAUGUCCAUAAGAUUUGCAUUCUUCUCUUUCCUGCCACAAGGUACUAGAAGAAAAGAUUCUGCGCAAGAUGCAUUUUACACAGCAACAGAUGCACCGCAUGCCACUUCAUCUCCACUUACAUCAGCUACUCGUACCCAACCACGAUGAGCAGAAGGGAUCCAUGCUUCUCACUGCACCUCCUCCACCUUUCUUCCUGAGGACAAUCGAGCUCCUGGGACUAACCAUGAAAGAGCCACUGUUAUCUAGCCAAAAUCUUCUAGCUCUUCCCAAAACUGAAUCUUCAAGCUCUUCCCAAAACUGACAGUGGCACCAAAGAGUUUUUAAUACUGACAGGAAAUAUAUUUCCAAACCAUCUCCAAGAACUUCCACAGUAAGGAUCGUCUUGUGUCCGUUUGCCACUGCUUGGAAUUGUGUUCUUCUGUGAUGUGUAUAUAUUAAUAGUAUGCCUUCUGUGUAAAGGUAAAUGAAAAGCUAAAAUGGACAGGUAAACAAUAAAUUAUUUUUCUUAUCGGUCUUGAUGACCUUUAAAUAUGACAGUUGUUGUUUUUUAAUAAAAUUGUAAUCAAUUGUCUUCACAAAUAUUUACUGUUUGAAUGCCAAGCUCUUCAAUAUCGGGUGCUAUCCUAUAAGGGAUACACUCCAUUUUUGCGAGUAUGUCCUCAGAAAUGUUGUAGUAUGUAUGUGAUUAGAUGGGCAGCUAUGUUAAUUUACACUGAAUGACUGGCUAUCUUCUGUAAAUUACAGCCUAUACACACUGCAGCAUUGAUACAGGAACACCUCUAGUGGCCGUCUGUGUUACUGCCACUUGAGGAGUAACUAACCAGUAAUGUAAACACUGCCUUUUCUCUUAAAGCAGGGACAGGCUAUAGACAUCAGAAAAAUUACAUUAAGCAGUGGUGGUUCUGGUGACUAUAGUGUCCCUUUAAAACCACUAGCCUAAAAAGUAAGUAUUGCAGUUACCAUGUUCAUAUAAUUAAGGUAGGAACCACUGAUCCUUGACUUGCCCCGAGUUCCUUUUUUUUUUUUCCCCCCCUAGAUCAGAUUCCUACUGGGUUGAGCACCCCACCCAUCCACUAUAAGUGCCCCUUUGGAGGUGACCACAGGAUAAAUUUGAGAAGAGUCUCUGGAAGCGAUUUAAGCAGUAUCUAUUGCAGUUUGAAUGUUAAUCUCCUACGUUAAAAUUAGUGUAGGGCCCACUGAUAGAGUGUGAGACUGUGUAGUGGUGGGCUUAACACAAUAUGGCCAUAUGGUGGAACAGAAUCUCCAUAUUUGUUUAAGAUAGGUGAUUUUAAUUUGUCUUGUACAUUUUAAAACUGUAUAAUUUAAUUUUGUGAGUGUGCUGUUCUUUAAUCUGUAUUUUGUAUAUAUGUUGGUCUUUAUGGCAGCACCACUACAGAGAAAUGUAUGUUUUGGCUUUGCCCCCCCCUACCCCCAAUUCCCUUUGUUCUGUCUUCUGUAAAUUAACAUGACCCCCCAUGUAAGUUAAACAACAAUUCCAUAUGCACAUAUUCAUAUACAUGUACAGUGGUGAGGAAAUGAUAAACAAUCCGUUCCACUCUAAAUUGGACAUGUCAUUCAGAAAACCCAUGGAUCGCAAUGUCUGCUUCAUGUACAUUUACGUAUCCAGGCAUUUUCUACAAUGCUAGAGAAAUUGUUUGUAAAUUUGUGCAUUAGCUGUAUGUAGCUUGCUAUCCGUUUUGAAAUAUGGGCAAAUAAACUGUAUAAAUCCCUGCCAAAUCAUAUUUUAAGGCUACAACCUGUGAUCCAC